AAGAGUAAGCCUUUUAACAUCUGCGAUACCACUUUUCGCGUCAUGGGUGAUAAUUUUUUUUGCAAGAUCGGUUAUGGCGUUGUACAUAGCCAGAUUAAUUGGUGGUAUUGCCAGUGGUCAGCUCAGUGCCACUCUUCCAAUUUAUAUCGGGGAGAUAUCCGAAAAGGAUAUACGAGGACGUCUUUCUAACCUAUUCACUGUGCUAGGAAGUUUGGGAGGAUUGUAUAUUUACACAGUGGGCCCUUUCGUGUCAUAUCACGUGUUGGCAGGAACUUGUGCCAUAGUGCCCUUUAUUGUUACAGUUAUGUGCUGGUUUUUACCGGAAACUCCAUAUUACUUGGCUAAGAAGAACAAACCGGACAAGGCUAGGGAAUGCAUUGUGAAGCUGUCGUGCAAUCGGGCGGAUGAAAAUUUCAUCGAAACAAGAAUGCAAGAGAUAAGAGAUAGUAUAAACAAUGACAGAAAGAAUACAUCACAAUUUUGGGAACUCAUCACGAAACAGCAGUAUAGAAAACCUUUUCUAAUUGUACUAGGUUUGUGUUAAAUGUGUAUGUCCAAU
Molecule: messenger RNA, 559 nt
Organism: Agrilus planipennis (emerald ash borer)
Lineage: Eukaryota; Metazoa; Arthropoda; Insecta; Coleoptera; Buprestidae
Product: facilitated trehalose transporter Tret1-like
Exons: 3
Coding region: 74-544 (156 amino acids)
Biological process (GO): transmembrane transport
Cellular component (GO): membrane
Molecular function (GO): transmembrane transporter activity
Source: RefSeq, a predicted model, not a curated record